AUGGUUGGGCGGGCCGUGUGGUCCGGUGGUAUAAUGAGGCCUUUCGGUCCAAAAUGGUGGGGGCCGGCAGGCCACAGCCGCCUCCGCCGCCGCCCCCGGCCAGCAGAAGCCUCCAGCGCGCCGCCGCCACCAGACAUGCUGCCCAACGCCGCCUCCGCCGUCGCCGCCGCGUCUCUGCUGCUGCUGGCCGCGGACGCCGCACACCUGCCCGCCGAGUUCGCCGUGUGCAAGAGGAAUGCCCCUGACAUGGGGAAAUGUCUCAAGGCUGCGUUGCAGGACGUGAUCAGGCAUCUGCCGCCAGGCAUCCCGUCGCUGGGCGUGGUCCCCCUCGACCCGCUGGACGUCCCGGAGAUCGACAUCAGGGACGGCACCAAAAACCUCAACCUGAGGAUCACGUUCAGGAACGUGCGCGUCACCGGCCUCACCAAAGCCGACAUCAAAUCAGCCACAGCCGACCUGGACACGAACAAGUUGACGCUGCUGGGAGAGGUGCCGCACAUCCUGUUCGAGGCGGACUACACGAUGACCGGCAAGUUCCUGGUCGUCCCGGUCGAGGGAGCCGGCAAGUGCAAGUUCGUCUUUGAUAACAUGGAGUCGCGGCUGGAAGUGGAGUCGGAGCGCGUCCAGAAGGACGGUCACGACUACUGGAACCCUCAGCGUUUCCCAAUCGAGAUCCUCAGCCUGGGCUCCAUGCAGAUCGAGUUCGAGAACCUCUUCAACGGCGACCCCAAUCUGGGACCCAACUUCAACCGUCUGCUGAACGAGAACUGGAGUGAGUUCUGGGCGGCGCUGAGGCCGACCUUCCAGGAGAGCUUCGGGGUGCUCUUCCUGGACUUUGCCCGCAAGGUCUUCCAGAAAGUCCCGCUCGACGAAAUCUUCCCGCAGUAGGGGGUGCCGGCUGGUGGCGCCCAUUCUAACGCGUUGUUUGUAGCUGUUGUACUGCAUGUAUCUCUAAUAAAGCUAGUUUUCAAGUUGUUUA
Messenger RNA from Schistocerca cancellata (South American locust), 979 nucleotides. Its product is annotated as protein takeout-like. Bases 1 to 888 code for a protein of 295 amino acids. The record is from RefSeq and is a predicted model, not a curated record. The transcript is spliced from 7 exons. Lineage: Eukaryota; Metazoa; Arthropoda; Insecta; Orthoptera; Acrididae.